AUGCAGUCCAGCAAGGAGUUUAAAGAAAAGUAUCACGAAAAGUUUUGUAAAACGGAAUAUUUGUACGACUCAAUUGCGUCAGAUAUAGUGUGGUUAGAUGCCUUUGCAAACGAUUAUAGCACAAUUCAAAGAGAGCCCUGCAUUCAUGCACUAUUUCAUUGCUUUCCUGUUGACAAUGCUGCAAAUCCGAGAGAGAAUUAUGAUGGAGCAAAAAAUAUUGAAGGUUGUUUGCGCUUGUCAAAACAGCUACUAAUUCUUCAAAAUUACAGAGAAAAUAUUAGGCGAAUUCACUGUAGAAAAAUAGCAUCAAGCGGAAUGGUACAUUUGUUUCUUUUUCACCUGUCGGACAAUGACAUGGAGGUAUACUUUAUGAAAUCCUUGAUUCUUGUAUUUGGCAGUUUCGAGAAAGUUUGCAGCAAUCUGUUUUUCUUAUUACUUUCAUCGCUGUCAAAAGCAUUCAGAAUAUCUUACAAGAAAGCUUUGAAUGAACCGUUGAAGUUUUGUGAUUAUGAGUUGUAUUAUGCUGUGCAGUUUCGCCUGGGUCUUGAAGAAAAGAGCAAAUUAUCGCGACAAGUCUGGAUGAAUAGCACUACUAUUUCGCAGUUUGACUUGACAUCAGAAUUUGUUCUCGCCCAAUUAAUUUCUUCUCAUUCCUUGGAUUUUUACAGCUCAAGUACGUCAAAAAAUUUUGAAAAGUGGUUUAAGCUGAAUUUUUCUUUGCAAAAUAUGUGCGAAGAUACUGCUCAAACAUGGAAUGUGGCAUUAAUUCAAUACUUAGUAAACGAAGAGAUCAGUUUGCUACGUUUAUAUUUAAGUUAUGAGGAAUUGGUUUUCACAAGAUUUAUUUUAAGACAUCUUGGGUUACGUCUUCAGCGCUUUCAAUUUCGAUCUGACAUCAAAAUAUCGCUCUUGAGUAUGAUUUCUUCUUUACUUGAAGCAUCAUCUUGUACAGAGGAGUUUAACUAUUCAUUAAGUGUUUCUUGUGUGAAGAAUUCUAAUUCAUGGCAUUAUAAGCUUCUGGAGUUAUUACUUUGCUUGGGGUCACAUAUUCUAGCAGCUGAUAUGGUUCUUUAUAUCUAUGUACUAAGAUAUUUCCGUUUGGCUACUCAAAAUCUAGAAUUAAACACAGAAAUUGACUUACUAAUAAAAGCUUUUGGAUUUUGCUUUUGCCCCAGUCUUUCGUACUUUCCGAAUAAUCCAGCAGUAGCUGAUGAGAUAUGGUCAGCUCUAAACAAUAUGCCACAUCAAGCUCGCUAUCGGGUCUAUAACUUAUGGGUAAUAUCAAAUAAUCCGAAUGUACAUUUUUUAGAACAACUAAAAACACAGAGAGCUCUACGACGACUUUCCAAAGAAAAUGCAAAGGAUAGUGGGAAGAAAAUUGGCAAGAUUGCUCAUAGCAAUCCAAUAACGACGCUAAGUGUCAUAGUUAAUCAAGUGCAGGCUUAUCCAAAUAUGGUCGUUCCAGCGGUUGAUUCUUUGAAAUACAUGUCAUAUUUAAGCUUUGACAUUCUUGUGUAUUUGAUAUUAACUGCAUUUUUUGGAAAAAAUGAAAAAAUGAAAGAAGAUGGAUUGAAUGCUUGUUCUUGGUUUGCUGCGUUAUCAAAGUUUUGUGGAUAUGCAAGCUUUAAGUACGUAGUGCUUGAUAUUCAGGCUCUUCUUCAUUACGUUUUGAACGCUAUCAGAGAUUAUCAAACUGCAGAACUCCUCAUCUUGAAGGAAAUAUUGUUAGCCAUGGCUGGAAAUCAACUGCUCGAAAACCUGAGCAAGGAACAAGUAGAAUCAUUGGCUGGUGGUAAAGAGCUACAGAACCAGGUUUCAAAUGCUUGUAAUGUAUUUUCAAAUUCCAAGGUCAAAAGUAUUCAGAGACUCAGGCAUGCUUUUGAGAAGCAUGGCUCGGACUCACUAGUAAAUCCCUACCUAGUUCUUUUGGCUAGAAAUCUUCAGUGCUUAAUUUUCUGUUCUAAAUUUGAAAAAUUACACUUGCUGGUGAGGGCACUGGAUUAUUCUCGCGAGAUUUUUGCACAAUUCGUAAACUUUCUACAAGUUGCCUACACAGAAAGCGAGUAUAAAGCAUGUAUUCCGAGUGUCCUGAAACUGAAGGAAUCAUACUAUUUAAGUCCAGAUGUAGUUUUCAAAAUUCAUAGGAAACACUUCCAAAUUUCUGAGUUUGUAGAGACUUUUAACUUAGAAAUGAAUACAAGCAAUUUGUUUUCUGCUUCUCAGGAAAAGUCAAAUUGGCACUCAUUGAAUAUAAAGUUAUGUGAAUUAUUCUGGAACCUUUCAUUACAUCAUAUACAUAUUCCAGAAAGGUGUUACAGCGACAUUAUAUCAAAAUUAACAUCCCAGAAUAUGGAUUCAAGUUCAAGUUCCUUCAACCUUGGCUCAAAACAUAUAUUUACUUCAGAGAAAAUUGGUGAGUGUAUUAGUCGUCUAAAGCUGGAAAUGUUCAAUCAGAAGAAAGACAGUUGUGAUACAAGAAUAGCACUGCGUUCUCUGAGAAAUAUUUUUCCGAGUGAUGUUCUUCAGAGAACAGAGAGUAUUUGCAAUCUCAUGCAAAAUUUAGUUUUGCCUCGCUGCAGUAAUUCUAUAUCAGAUGCCAUGUUUACUGCAAAUUUUUUUGAGAGUUUGAGGCAAACUGUACCGCACUUCGACUUUUUCCAAUAUUUUGAUAUAGUAAUGGAGGAUAUAGAGAAGAAAAUAGAAUGUUGUACUGAUUUCGAAGCUGAACAUUACGGAUAUUUCUUAGAUGAAUCGUUCAGAAAAAUUAUACAUAUUUCUUCCAACGAUGAUUAUGUUCAUCUUGUUCAAGAAAGUUACAACACGUCAUCCACUCAAAGAAAGGGUGAGAUGAUUUAUUCACAAAUCAAAGUAAAAAAGAUUAUAAUUUGGCACAGGAAGUUACUUCAUGCUUUCAUGAAUCUUUUGAGAAAGGGAAGUCAGUAUGACAUUCGGAAAUCCCUGGUAAUCUUGAACAAAAUUUCCACUUUUCCUGCUUUGCUCAACCAUGGUGAAGUUAUAUUGCGUGAAGUAAAAAAUAUAUGUUCUUCUUGUGAUUAUGAUGAUAUCAAAACCAUUACAAGAAGCUAUGAUGCAAAUUUAAAGCAGCGUAAAAUAUUUUGGAAGACAGAAGAUGAAUUCAUAACGAGUUCAAUAAGUUCUGUAUGGCUUUAA
Messenger RNA from Bathycoccus prasinos, 3171 nucleotides. RefSeq names its product THO complex subunit 2. Gene Ontology annotation, biological process: mRNA export from nucleus; mRNA processing. Gene Ontology annotation, cellular component: THO complex part of transcription export complex. Gene Ontology annotation, molecular function: mRNA binding. The record is from RefSeq and is a predicted model, not a curated record. The transcript has a single exon. The coding region runs from base 1 to 3171 and encodes 1056 amino acids. NCBI's taxonomy places the organism in Eukaryota, Viridiplantae, Chlorophyta, Mamiellophyceae, Mamiellales, Bathycoccaceae.